AGACGCUAAAGAAAUUCGUCGUUACUAGUGUCGCGUCGAUGCACUCAAUUAUGCCAAAUCUGGCCACACUGGUUGGUAUCUCAUAACUAAAUCUUAUGUUGUGUUUAGCUCCUCCAUGAAGUGAUUUUUAAGAAUAAUCGCGGAGAGGUUGCUUAUUCCAUACGGAAAAUAUUUUUAUUUUCACAUAAAAGUUUCAAGCAUAAUAUAAACUUGUACAAAAUGGGUGACGAAGUUAAUCCAAAAGCAUAUCCUUUAGCUGAUGCUACAUUAACCGCAAAAAUCUUAAAUUUAGUACAGCAAGCAAUGAAUUAUAAGCAAUUAAGAAAAGGGGCUAAUGAGGCAACAAAAACAUUGAACCGUGGAUUAUCAGAGUUCAUUGUAAUGGCUGCAGAUGCAGAACCAUUGGAGAUCUUACUACACUUACCAUUAUUGUGCGAAGAUAAAAACAUUCCAUACGUAUUUGUUAGGAGCAAACAAGCUUUAGGUCGUGCUUGUGGAGUAUCUAGACCUGUUGCUGCUUGUUCUGUAACAGUUAAUGAAGGCUCACAAUUGAAACCCCAGAUUCAAGCUAUACAGCAAGAAAUUGAACGUCUUUUAGUUUAAGUAAUUUGUAUCUGAUAUGAAAACUUUUCUUUAAACUUCGAAUCCAUAUUGCCAUUCACAUAUUUGUAAACCAGAACAAUCAAAUACUUUAUGUAUAAAUCAAUUACACGAUUAAAAAUUUUAAGGAAAAAAUUUUAAUUUCUAUUUAAUCUCAAAGUUCAUAUAAGGCCUAAUAGAGGCUGAUGAAGCUUGCUCAGGCCUCUU
Messenger RNA from Colletes gigas, 807 nucleotides. RefSeq names its product NHP2-like protein 1 (gene hoip). Gene Ontology annotation, molecular function: RNA binding. Gene Ontology annotation, biological process: mRNA splicing, via spliceosome; maturation of SSU-rRNA; ribosome biogenesis. Gene Ontology annotation, cellular component: small-subunit processome; precatalytic spliceosome; U4/U6 x U5 tri-snRNP complex. Lineage: Eukaryota; Metazoa; Arthropoda; Insecta; Hymenoptera; Colletidae. The record is from RefSeq and is a predicted model, not a curated record. The coding region runs from base 220 to 603 and encodes 127 amino acids. The transcript has 2 exons.